UCGUCGUUAUUCACUCCCCCGCACGACCAGAGACUCCUCCGCCGCUCCUCUUCUUCUUCUUCUUCUCCGUGGCCUCCUCUUCCCUCUCCGCGGCCGCCGACGCCCAUCCUCGCUCGCUUCCCAUGGUCAACCAUGGAGAUGUCGAGAGGACGGCAGUUCUAACGCCGCCGUUAUCGCUCGACGGCGAGUCGCGAGCGGACUACAGGGCUCCUAAUCUCCUGCAGCGCAUCCUCGGCCUCUUGAGGAACGUGCGGCCCGGAUCAGAACUCACCAACUUCCAGUUGCCUCCUCUCUUCAACAUCCCUAAGUCACAGCUCCAAUGUUUCGGCGAGUCGGUGUACAGCACCAGAGAGGAUAUGUUGAGCAGGUGCUGCAGGGCUGAGAGCCCGCUGGAGAGACUGACUUCAGUCGUGGCGUGGAGCAUCUCGACCUUGCGGCCUUUGAUCUUUGGCGUCGCCCCUUACAACCCCAUUCUGGGCGAGACCCACCAUGUCUCCAGGGGAAACCUCAAUGUUCUUGUUGAACAGGUUUCACAUCACCCGCCAGUCUCUGCUCUUCAUGCAACAGAUGAUAGAGAAGAGCUUGAGAUGAUCUGGUGUCAACAUCCUGUCCCUAGAUUUUACGGUACGUCGGUGGAAACAGAGGUGCAUGGAAAAAGGCAACUUAAGCUCCUUGGUUUAGGAGAGACUUAUGUGAUGAACUCGCCGAAGCUCUUGAUCAGGUUCUUGCCCGUGCCUGGAGUCGAUUGGGUUGGCAAUGUCAGGAUCACUUGCCAAGAGACGGGCCUUGGAGCUGAGUUGUGUUACCGAGGCCCUUCCUUGAUUGGCAGGAACCGUAGAUCUAUCAAAGGGAAGAUUAUUGAUCUAUCAUCAUCGAAGACAUUAUAUGAAGUCGAUGGUCACUGGGAUAGUACGGUGACGGUAAAGGACGUCAGCAACGGGAAACAAAAAGUGAUAUACAAUGCCGCGGAGAUCAUUUCUGGGUUAAAGACUCCUCAAGUUAAAGACUCAAAGGGUGUUUCGUGGAGCGAAUCGGCUAUGGUUUGGAGCGAAGUUAGCCGAGGGAUUCUGAGCAAAGACUGGGACAAGGCAAGAGAAGCGAAGAGAGCAGUAGAAGAAGAGCAGAGGGAGCUCAAAAAGGAAAGAGAUUCGAGAGGACAAACAUGGGUUCCGAAGCAUUUCACCGUGUCUUGCAACAACGAAAACGGGUGGGAUUGCUCGCCUAUUGAAAAAUUGGUGCCUUCAGCACCUAUGCAUGUUCCUUUUGAUUGCUAGGGUUAGGAACGAGACUGGUUUCUUCACUGUAUCGCCUCCAGGUUCAUAAUUCAUGUAUAUCUCGAUGUUCUUACCAGUUAAGGGCCCAAAAAUGGCUUUACCGAUCAUAAAUUUGUUCUUCCUGGAAUAUUUUGGAAUACAUAAACAGCAAAGCCGCUCCAGAAUUCUAUGUUAGAAGGCGUUAAAGGACGGAAACGUAAUGGCUACAUUUUUCCGUAUUUCACUUGUUUAUGGAAAAGAUUUCCUUUGAUUGCAACAA
Messenger RNA from Syzygium oleosum, 1533 nucleotides. Its product is annotated as oxysterol-binding protein-related protein 4C-like. Gene Ontology annotation, molecular function: sterol binding. NCBI's taxonomy places the organism in Eukaryota, Viridiplantae, Streptophyta, Magnoliopsida, Myrtales, Myrtaceae. The record is from RefSeq and is a predicted model, not a curated record. The transcript is spliced from 6 exons. The coding region runs from base 123 to 1274 and encodes 383 amino acids. Gene Ontology annotation, cellular component: membrane; cytosol; intracellular membrane-bounded organelle.